CCGGAAGUACUUUGUGUGCACACCGCUUCCUCUUCCAUUAGCAAAACAACUCCGCAUGUAGCUAACUAGUUAAAGUUUACAACAAACAGAAACUAUUCAGUUAUAUCACUUCUCUCAGAGAAGUUCUCCGACAAACCGAAUCAACGUUGGAAAUAACUCGUCCAGUCAGAUAUUUAGUCUUAUGUUUUUUUUUAAACUAAACGCGGAUGAGAAGAAAUAACGAGGGCUAACGUUAGCUGAACAUGCUAACUAGUUAACGUUACCGUUAGCUACUGUUAGCUGUGAUGGCAGCACCAACUCCACCGAUUUCUGCUACUGUGUUCAGUCAAAAGCAAAGGAGGGCUGCGCUGAGGAAAGAGAGAAGAAAACGGAAACGCCAAGCUCUCGCCCAAGCCAGAGAAUGUGGGUUAAAAAUUGGAGCAAGCUUUACACCUGAAGAAGAAGAAGAAGUAAAUGAUGAAGAUGAUAAGGAUUAUGAUGUUGCGGAGCAGGAAAGACUGCGGCUACAUGAAGAGUGGUUGGAAAGAGAGAGGCUUGCCCAGGAGGAGUUCAGGCUGAGGGCUGAGAGGGAGGAGUCUGCAAGGAAAAGAAAAGAGGAGGAGGAGCGGAUGAUAAAAGAGGAAUGGGAGGCCCAGCAGAAGAAAGAACAAGACGAAAAAGAGCAGAAGCAGCAGGACAAGCGAGACAGAGAGGAGGCUGUUCAGAAAAUGUUGGAUGAAGCUGAAAAUCAGCUAGAAAAUGGAGAACCGUGGAUGAAUCCCGAGGCUCCUGUGUCAAAGAACUCUGAUAACUUUGGAACAGAGCGCGACGUAGCCAACUGUCCGUUCUUCCUGAAGACUGGGGCAUGUCGAUUUGGAGACCGAUGUUCUCGGAAGCAUGUUUAUCCCACAGCCAGCCCGACUCUGAUGAUUCGCGGUAUGUUUACAACGUUUGGCAUGGAGCAGUCCCGCAGAGAUGACUACGACAUUGAUUCUUGUUUGGAACACAGCGAGGAGGAGCUACAGGAGUCUUUUCUCGAGUUCUAUCAUGACGUCCUGCCGGAGUUAAAGAGUGUCGGCAAGGUGGUGCAAUUCAAAGUCAGCUGCAAUUAUGAACCACACCUGAGAGGAAAUGUUUACAUUCAGUUUGACACAGAGGAGCAGUGUAAAGAGGCCAUCAUCAAGUUCAAUGGGAGGUGGUACGCAGGCCGGCAGCUUCAUUGUGAGAUGUGUCCAGUUACACGGUGGAAGAAUGCUAUAUGCGGAUUGUUUGACAGACAGAAGUGCCCCAAAGGGAAGCACUGUAAUUUCCUGCAUGUAUUUCGAAACCCUGGCAAUGAAUUCUGGGAGGCUGACAGAGACCUGCACAUGUCACCAGACCGCAGCGUCAGGGGGAGUCGCAGAGACGGGUGGCAUUCAGAGCGAUAUGGAGACAGAUCGUGGAGGCAACGUCAGUGCAGCAGAAGCCCGCCGAGAUCUGAAAGAUCCCACAGCAGACGAGAGGGCGACAGGAGAAGGAGCAGAGAGCGGAGCAGGGAGAGGAGGGCCUCACAACAGCACAGAGAGGACACACGGUCAUCCAGACACAGUGACAGGAGGAAAGAUUGGUAUCAGAGCAGAAGUAGAGACAGGUCGAGGAGUAGAAGUAGAGAUAGAGAGCAAGACAGGCCAAGAAACAGGAGUAGAGAUAAAGACAGGGAGCACAAGUAUAAGAAUAGAAGUGAAGAGAGAGACAGUAGAGACAAAGAUACAGACACUCACGGAAGAGCAAGAGAGAGGUCAAGAAGUACAAGCCGAGAAAGAAACAAACAAAGUAGAGAAAGUAGCCCCAAGAAACCAGAUACAAAUGAGAAACCCACUAAUGAGGAUACCAACACACGCCGCCGCCACAAACAGUCCAAAAAGAGCAAGAAGAAGAGCAAGAAGAAGCAUAAGAAGAAAAGCCAUUUGCCAGAAGUGACGACCUCAUCUGGAGAGUCAGAAAAGGAGAAAGAGUCAGAGGAAGAGACGAUGGAGAAUCUCACUGUAACAAGUCCCAUUCAGGAGAUAAAGGAAAUAGAGCUAAUUCAGAUAAACAAUAUGGAUGAGAGUCCAUGUGUUGACAGUGAAACGUUAAGUCCUGAGGUAAAAAUUGAGCAAUCUAACACAGAAAUGCAAUGAAAUGAAGCUGCUGGAAUAGAUGACUACAUUUCGAGUUAGCACUCCCGUCACCAAUAUGUACAUAUGUGAAUAUUUUGCUUUUGGAAAACGGUCAAUGUUGCUUUAAUUAUUGAACACUCGAUCACCGGCACUGCAGCACAGGUUAUUGUUGCUGAGUAAAAACAAUAUUAAAACAAGAGAUCAACAAAUUGUUUUUUUUUUUAUACAUUUAUUGUUCACUUUCAAAUAUAAGAAAAAAUGUUGGCAAAUGUGUUGGCAGUAUUUAAUACAAAAGUGAGUUAAGAUGAACUUGUUGAAUAAUUACUUAUGAAUGUUCAACAAAAACCCACUGGUUUUAAGAAUGCAGCUAAAAAGGUUUGACUGGCGUACAGUUUGGAUUAGCAUCUAUUCAUUACUCGCUGGCUUGUUUUCCUGCAUCUUACUGACAAGUGAACAAGCUGACAGUGAUGAAUGUUAAUGAUGUACCCUGAUAUGUGCAGUUCAUCUUACGUUCCGACUCCAUAAAGAAAUUCAGGAUAGACCUGUCCCUAAACAGAUUGGAAUAAUUACAUAAUACUGGUAUAUUGUGGCCAAAUAACCCCCCACAUACAUUUUCUAUCAAACAUCCAGCAGUUCUAAAUCCCUUUUCUGCCAUGUUAGCUUUCCAUAGACACCAUUGAGAAGGUAAAACACAGUUCUUUGGUCAUAUGUUAGUCUUUAAGCCAAAGUAUAAUACAUAAAAUAGUUUAUUUGGGUCACUAUUCUUUCCUGACCUAAGACUAAGGGAGAGACUGACCUUAGAUUUAUCUCCAGAGGCCAUUAUGAAAUUGAAUGUUAAACACGUGUUUUUAUCAGGACAAUAAAUCCAUUGUCAGAAAAAGACAAGAUGACAAUUUUAACAAACAAACACUAAUUACACACAGCAACUGCUCAUGUUUAACUAAGGUAAUCAGUUAAGCAUUGAAAAGGAAAAAUGAAAUUGUUGAUUCGUGGAGGGGAAUCACCAAACACAAACUUGUACAAACCUUAACAUACACUGAUAUUUAUAAUGGGUAAUUGUUUAAUUUCACUUAAUCGGUGGAUUGAACUUACCCGUGUGACUAUAACAGUGUCAGUGAUUCCCACAACAGCACUAGCCCCGUUGGUGCCUAUCAUGUAUUACCAUUACAUUUGAGUUGCAGAGCUGAGCUUCAGAUUCUUUCAAAAAAUAAAUGCCCAGUGAUCUUUUCUUAGGUCAUUGGUCAACAGGUCACUUAGCAACAGUUACUGCUGUUCUGAAGAUAUUUCUACGGUCCUCAAAGACUAACCUCUAAACCUUUAACCA
This is a messenger RNA of Sander lucioperca (pikeperch), 3441 nucleotides long. RefSeq names its product zinc finger (CCCH type), RNA-binding motif and serine/arginine rich 2 (gene zrsr2). The record is from RefSeq and is a predicted model, not a curated record. Lineage: Eukaryota; Metazoa; Chordata; Actinopteri; Perciformes; Percidae. Gene Ontology annotation, biological process: mRNA splicing, via spliceosome. Gene Ontology annotation, cellular component: spliceosomal complex; U2AF complex. Bases 285 to 2138 code for a protein of 617 amino acids. Gene Ontology annotation, molecular function: metal ion binding; pre-mRNA 3'-splice site binding. The transcript has 11 exons.